This is a messenger RNA of Encephalitozoon intestinalis ATCC 50506, 2856 nucleotides long. Its product is annotated as WD40 domain-containing Sec31-like protein. NCBI's taxonomy places the organism in Eukaryota, Fungi, Microsporidia, Unikaryonidae. The record is from RefSeq and is a predicted model, not a curated record. Gene Ontology annotation, molecular function: structural molecule activity; protein binding. Bases 1 to 2856 code for a protein of 951 amino acids. The transcript has a single exon. Gene Ontology annotation, cellular component: endoplasmic reticulum exit site; COPII vesicle coat. Gene Ontology annotation, biological process: COPII-coated vesicle cargo loading; endoplasmic reticulum to Golgi vesicle-mediated transport; endoplasmic reticulum organization.
AUGAAAUUCAACAAAAGAUGUCUGACGGUGUUUUCCGAUGAGAAGCCAUUUAUGGCCAUGGGGACGAAGAGCAAGCUAUUUGAUACAUCGUUUUCUCUAACAUCCGAGCUGUUUUUGUAUGAUUAUAGCCUAGGGGUUCAAUAUCCUCCCUUACAAACAGACAACAAGUUUUAUAAGCUCAAGUGGUGUGGCUGGGGAGAUGGGGAGAUCCUAGCCACUGGAAACGAGGAUGGGAAGGUGACGCUUUAUACGCCUGCACCAGAAAAAAAUAUCUCUUUCGAGCUUCUAUCCAGCUGCUGUGUUCUUGAAGGAGAUGUGCUUGGACUGGACUUCAAUCCGUCUAAAGGAGUUCUUGCAGCAGGGUCUUCCAAUGGAAAGAUUAUAUUCUGGAACCUGAACAGACUUGACAGUCAAUAUACAAGUGACAUCCCACUUACUUCAAAUAUAACUUGCCUUUCGUGGAACAAAAAAGUAUCUAGAAUAUUAUGUGCAGGCACGGAUGAUGGGAAGAUACUCAUCCUCGAUAUAAGGGCCAAGAAUGUAGCCAUGACCCUUGGAGGAGAUGACAUAACAAUGGUAUCUGAUGUGAUGUGGCAUCCCAAUGGAUCAACAUCUAUUUUGGCCGCGACCAACCAGAAGAGACUUCAAUGCUUUAAUCUCAGCUCCGAUAGUACAUCUCAAAUAGGAGAGCAUGAAAGUGGAAUUAUAAGACUAUCCCUGAUUGAUAAAGGCUAUAUGGCAGCUUCUUCUAAGGAACAGGUGGAUAUAAUCGAAGUGAGCAGCAACAAAGUUAUUGAUACAAUUCCAGUAGAUGGAAUAUUCGAAGUAAGCUUUUCCAAGAGAGAUCCAUUGAUGGCUUUAUCGUAUGUAGGGGGAACUACUGAGAUUCUUCCUCGAGUAACUACCGAUGUUCUACCCACCAAUCCAGGAUGCAUAGUUGGAUGCAAUAUUGUUGGAAAAGAUUUAUACGAAAUUGAAGACAAGAAGAUGAAGGAUGUAGAAGAAGAUGCAUUUGUCGGAAAGAUUAAAAAGCUCCUUUAUCCCGACGGAAACUAUAGCAUUGACAGAAAAGGAUUAGGUGAGCUUUUGCUUGGAGAAGCCAUAGGAAGAAACAACAAGAAGAAUCUUGAGGUGGACGAAGAGUUAAACAAAAAGGUAUCUGGAAUGAGUCUUGAACUGAAGCUGGAUCUCGAAGAUCCUUUGACCUUGGCCUUGAUAAAGGGAGACCUUGAGGAAGCUUACUCGGAAUCUGUGGAAAGUAACAAAACAGUUCCCUUUUCACAAUUCCUUGCACUGGCCAAGGGAAGUGAAUCUUUGUCCUUUGAUUCCGAUGAUCCCCUGAUUCUUCUGGCAACGGCACAAAUUACAGCUAGGUUUUCAGAUCUGCUUGAAAAGAUAUCUACCUCCCAAUGGCUAGCCCUACUUUCCAUAAUAAGCUUUUCUCCACUAUCGGAUUCGGAUUUCUUUUCCAAUGCUUUGGAGCUAGCAAAUAAGCUGGGGAAUGAAGAAAAAUUGCUUGUGUAUGCUAUAGUCAACAGAUUAGAUGAUUACUUUGAACUAAAGGAAUCUAUGUAUAGAAUGCCAAAAAGCAUCUAUGAGGUUAGAGACUUUUUCCAAAGGUACAAAGAGAUAGUGUCUGAUUUGGAAUCGAUGGGAGGCCUUUACAAAAGCCCAAUGAUUUCGGAAUACUUUUGGUAUGCAUCAACACAUGGAGAAACACCAACUCGAAUCAAAUAUGAAGACUUGGGAAUCAACAUCUAUCUCGGAAGAGCAACUAGCAGUAUCUCCUCCCCUAAGUCCUCCUCUCCAAGCAUCGGAGAUUCAUAUGGAAGACAGAAUGUGUUUAAGAGAUCUCCAUCUUUAGAACCUCAAACCCGCCAAGAUUCUGGUGCUACAGUGAAAUAUGGAAUGGCAUCCAUUAAACCCAAUACCCCUAUGACUGGUCCUUCAUUGCUUUCCAGCCAUAGUGGAAUGAGUACUACGACUACCAGUUCCUUAGGAAGACCAAUUAUUCCCGGGGCAAGCAUCAGUUCUGCACACAAAAACAUCGUUCAAUCACCACCAUCUCCGGUAAUUUCUCAGCAAAGAAUGAAGGUACCCAGCCCCCCUCUGGGACCAAACAAAUCCCCCUAUUCUUCUGUUGGCCUGUCUGCAGCACAGAAGAUGUAUAUUCCUAGACCUGGAUACAAAACUAUGCCUAGCACGCCUACAUAUAACUCGGCAUCCAAAGGAAUCUCCCAGAAGACAUACAGCUCCAUGCCAGACAUUUCUAGUCUUUCCAGUAGCUCUCAGCCGGUGUCUACAUAUGGGACGAUGUCUCGCGGGCCUUCUUCUCAAGAACACUCAUCUCAGUCAAAUGUGUCGAAGCCAUACAUUCCUAAGCCGGGAAUUCCUUCUAGCCCUUCUCUCUCUCCCCAGAAUAAUCUCCAAAGGCCCAAUAUUCCAAUCCCACAGCCUCAGGGAAGAGAUCUAGAGCCAUCGGCCCAAAGCCAAGCUAGUAGCCCACAGAAGUCUACAGACAAUCUAAAUUCCGAGGAGAUACUUAAAACAUUUGAAAGCAUCACCGAGGGCUUAAUAGAAAAGGCAUCGAGCAAGGCUAACCUGAUAGUUAGAAAUAAGCUUAAGGAAGUUACCAAGAGACUUUCUAUAUACGGCAGUGUUGCAAAAGACACUUUCAGUCCUUUGAUUCUGGGAGGGAUCGAUAGGAUAAACAAAGAAAUCAAAAACAACGAAAAUACCGACACAAUGAAGCAGAAAGUCAGAGAGAUUAUUCUCGAAUGCACCGAGUCUGGGGAAAACAGAGCAGAUUUGUGGAUGCCCAGUAUCUACACCCUCCUUCAGAUUGUCUAUCACUAG